This is a messenger RNA of Nycticebus coucang (slow loris), 2562 nucleotides long. It is a transcript of the gene HOOK2, whose product is annotated as hook microtubule tethering protein 2. Gene Ontology annotation, molecular function: microtubule binding; dynein light intermediate chain binding. Gene Ontology annotation, biological process: cytoplasmic microtubule organization; cytoskeleton-dependent intracellular transport. The record is from RefSeq and is a predicted model, not a curated record. The transcript has 22 exons. The coding region runs from base 115 to 2271 and encodes 718 amino acids. NCBI's taxonomy places the organism in Eukaryota, Metazoa, Chordata, Mammalia, Primates, Lorisidae. Gene Ontology annotation, cellular component: cytoplasm; centrosome.
AGCGGCACUCUAGGCCGAGCGGGAGGUCUGUGCUGCGGUCUCUCGCUGGUGGCGGACCCGGAGGCUGCUGCGGCGCCGGGGUUCAGUGGUCUGGGUCGAAUCCAAUCGGGAGUUAUGAGCGUGGACAAGGCCAAGCUAUGUGGGUCUCUGCUCACCUGGUUGCAGACGUUCCACGUUUCACCCCCCUGUGCCAGCCCACAGGACCUGAGCAGCGGCCUUGCCAUAGCCUAUGUGCUGAACCAGAUAGACCCCUCCUGGUUCAAUGAAGCAUGGCUCCAGGGCAUCUCAGACGACCCAGGUCCCAACUGGAAGCUGAAGAUAAACAAUCUGAAGAUGAUCUUACACAGCUUGCUGGAAUACUCCCAAGAUAUCCUGGUGCAUCCUGUGUCAGAAGAGCACCUCCCAGAUGUAAGCCUCAUUGGUGAAUUCUCAGACCCUGCUGAGCUUGGCAAGCUGCUUCAGCUGGUGCUGGGCUGUGCCAUCAGCUGCGAGAAAAAGCAGGAGCACAUCCAGAGGAUCAUGACACUGGAGGAAUCGGUUCAGCACAUGGUGAUGGAAGCCAUCCAAGAGCUCAUGACCAAAGACACUCCUGACUCCCUGUUGCCAGAGACAUAUGGCAACUUUGAUAACCAGUCACGCAGGUACUAUUUUCUAAGUGAGGAGGCAGAGGAAGGGGAUGAACUUCAGCAGCGCUGUCUAGACCUGGAGCGGCAGCUUGUGCUCUUGUCAGAGGAGAAGCAGAGCCUGGUGCAGGAGAACACAGCACUGCGGGAACGGGUGGGCCAGCCUGAGGGUGAGGGUGCUGCUGGCCUCACUGCCAAGAAGCUGCUGCUGCUGCAGUCUCAGGUGGAACAGUUGCAGGAGGAGAACUUCAGGCUAGAGAGUGGCCGAGAGGAUGAGCAUCUGCACUGUGUGGAGCUGGAGCGGGAGGUCACAGAGCUGCAGCAGCAGAACCAGGCACUUACCAGCCUGGCCCAGGAGGCACAGGCCCUGAAGGAUGAGAUGGAUGAGUUGCGGCAGUCCUCAGAGCGCGCUGGGCAGUUGGAGGCCACGCUGACCAGUUGCCAGCGCCGCUUGGGAGAGCUGAGGGAGCUACGGCGGCAGGUGCGGCAGCUAGAGGAGCGCAACGCCAGCCACGCAGAGCGUACACAGCAGCUGAAGAACGAACUGCGCAGGGCCGGGUCCCUGCGCGCCCAGCUAGAAGCACAGCGACUACAGGUGCAGGAACUACAGGGCCAGUGGCAAGAAGAGGCCAUGAAGGCAGAGAAAUGGUUAUUUGAGUGUCGCAACCUGGAGGAAAAGUAUGAGUUGGUGGCAAAGGAAAAGGAGCGGCUGUUGGCGGAACGGGACUCCCUGCGGGAGGCCAAUGAAGAACUGCGCUGUGCCCAGCUGCAGCCACGGGGCUUGAUCCAGACUGACCCCUCACAGGCUCCCACCUCACCUGCUGUGGAGACCUUAGCAGCGGAGAUCCUGCCAGCAGAACUCAGCAGGGAUACUCUCUUGAGGCUGGAGUCGGAGAACAAGCGGCUGUGCCGGCAGGAAGCAGCCGACCGCGAGCGGCAGGAAGAGCUGCAGCGCCACCUAGAGGAGGCCAACCGCGCGCGCCAUGUGCUGGAGACGCAACACCGGCUGAACCAGCAGCAGCUGUCGGAGCUGCGGGCCCAGGUGGAGGACCUGCAGAAAGCCCUGCAGGAGCAGGGGGGCAAGACAGAGGACCCCACCCUGCUGAAGAGGAAGCUGGAGGAACACCUGCAGAAGCUACAUGAGGCAGAUGUGGAGCUGCAGAGGAAGCGUGAGUACAUUGAAGAACUGGAGCCAUCAACUGACAGCAGCACAGCCCAGCGGAUUGAGCAGCUACAGCACAGCCUGCAGAAGAAGGAAGCUGACUUGAAGGCCAUGGAGGAGAGGUACCGCCACUACGUGGACAGGGCACGCACGGUCAUACAGACCAUGGAACCCAAGCAGCAGCUACCCCAAGGAGCACCCCUGGAACUCCAAUCCCUGAGGACACAGCUUCGAGAGCGAGACAUUCAAAUCCGACACCUGGAGAUGGACUUUGAGAAAAAUCGAAGUCAGCGGGAACAGGAAGAAAAGCUGCUCAUUAGUGCAUGGUAUAAUAUGGGCAUGGCCUUGCAGCAGCAAGAUGGUGAAGAGCGGGCACCUUCCCAUGCCCAGUCAUUCUUGGCACAGCAGCGGCUAGCCACCAAUGCUCGCCGUGGACCCUUAGGACGCCUGGCAUCUCCGAACCUUCGCUUCAUUGACAAGCACUGACAGACCUCAUGAUCAUGCUGCCUUCCCCAGCCAGCCAGGGCUUCAUUCACCUGGACUCUUCCAAGUCACAUGACAUCCAGUUUUAGGUCUCAGCCAGCUGCUUAAAAGCCUUGAAGUCAUGACCUCUGCCCUUUGCUCUCCCAGAUUUGGGAGUGGGAAGGAUAGGUGGCAGGUAUAGGCCUGUUCUUAUAACAAUGUGAUUCUUAUCCUUAAUUCUCUCCCUGGAGUUAAUGGGCUACCAGGGGAGAGUCUGAUUUUAUAUUUGAGAAGAUCAAAAAGACUUAACAAUCU